Molecule: messenger RNA, 3999 nt
Organism: Fundulus heteroclitus (mummichog)
Lineage: Eukaryota; Metazoa; Chordata; Actinopteri; Cyprinodontiformes; Fundulidae
Gene: git2a
Product: G protein-coupled receptor kinase interacting ArfGAP 2a
Exons: 22
Coding region: 330-2726 (798 amino acids)
Biological process (GO): brain development; regulation of ARF protein signal transduction
Molecular function (GO): protein binding; GTPase activator activity
Source: RefSeq, a predicted model, not a curated record
CACGAAGAAGAAGAACUGGGGCAUAAACUCACAAAUGGGCACAGGCUAGUUACCGAGGCAGGUGGGUGCCCGGUCAGCUGCAAUGCAGGCGAGAAGCUUCAUUUAAAUCUUCACGUCUAACGCUGUCAUGGUUGUGACGCAAACUCCACGGCUAGCCGCAGAUAAAUAACGCAGCAGCUCGUGGUUGUUUUUUCUUUUUUUUUUUUUUUUAAUGUAUAUUAGCUAAGUGUAGCUAACGCGGAAGGCGUCUUCCUGCAGCGCAACCAGUGAUUAUGGUGACGGGUUUAAUGCCCUGCGCCUUGUAGAAGGGAUUUCCUCCAGAUUUAAGGAUGUCUAAACGCCUGCGAAACGCCGAGUCGUGCGCCGAUUGCGGCGUCCCAGAGCCUCGCUGGGCCUCCGUGAACAGAGGGGUGCUGAUUUGCGACGAGUGCUGCAGUGUUCAUCGAAGUCUCGGCAGGCACAGCUCCCAAGUCCGUCACCUGACGCAUUCCCCGUGGCCUCCAACGCAGCUUCAGAUGGUGCAAACGUUAUACAACAACGGUGCAAAUUCAAUAUGGGAGCACUCCCUUCUGGACCCUGCAUCUGUUGUGAUGAGUGGAAAACGUAAAGCCAGUCCUCAAGACAAACUUCACCCAAACAAAUCAGAGUUUAUUAGAGCCAAAUAUCAGAUGCUGGCGUUUGUCCAUCGUAUGCCGUGCCGUGACGAUGACAGCUCUACAGCAAAGGAUUUAAGCAAGCAACUUCACUCCAGUGUGCGCGCAGCAAAUCUUGAGACUUGUUUGAGGCUGCUGUCCCUGGGAGCACAAGCAAAUUUUUUUCAUCCAGAAAAAGGAAACACUCCUUUGCAUGUAGCUGCGAAGGCAGGUCAAGUAUCUCAGGCUGAACUGCUGGCUGUUUAUGGGGCUGAUCCUGGAGCUCUAGACAGCAAUGGCAAAACUCCCAUUGACUAUGCAAGAGAAGCUGGUCACUAUGACAUGGCCGACCGGCUGGUGGAGAUUCAGUAUGAGCUCACUGAUCGACUGGCGUUUUAUUUAUGUGGCAGAAAACCAGAUCAUAAAAGUGGCGAGCACUUCAUCGUCCCCCAGAUGGCUGACAGAAACGUCAGUCCAGAUUUAACAGAACUCGCAAAAGCAGCAAAGAGAAAACUACAGUCGCUCAGCAAUCACUUAUUUGAAGAGCUGGCCAUGGACGUGUAUGACGAAGUGGACAGACGGGAGACGGACGCAGUAUGGUUGGCUACGCAGAAUCACAGCACCCUGGUGACGGAGACCACUCUGGUCCCCUUCCUUCCUGUAAAUCCAGAAUACUCGUCAACAAGAAACCAGGGUCGACAGAAGCUCGCCAGGUUCAACGCACACGAGUUUGCGACUCUAGUCAUCGAUAUAUUAAGUGACGCCAAGCGCAGACAACAAGGGAAUUCAGUGUGCAGCCCAAAAGACAACGUUGAACUCAUAUUAAAGGGCGUGGCAGUCAGGCACAGCAGCGAUUAUGACAGCGUGGCGUCCGACGAAGAUACAGAUCAAGAGCUCCCUUCAAGCAAAGGAGACAGAACCAAGAGCCUGGACUCUGACCUUUCCGACGGCCCUAUAACUAUGCAUGAAUACAUGGAGGUGAAAAACGCACUCUCUGCCUCUGAAGCUAAGAUCCAGCAGCUGCUGAAAGCCAACGACAAUCUGAACGACGAGCUGAGGCUGAUGCAGAAAAAGCUGCAAUCUCUGCAAAGCGAGAACACCUCUCUCAGGCGGCAGGUCACAACAAAUGUCUAUCAGACCCCCAGCGGUACAGACUACCCUGACCCGUCCAGCCCCUCAGCCCUGAAACGCCGGCAGUCUGCGCGGGCCAGUCGGCCCAUGUCUAUGUAUGAGACCGGCUCAGGCCUGAAGCCCUAUCUUUCCAAAGGGGAAACUCCUUACCCAGAGGAGGGUCUCCCCAGCCUGCAACCCUUUCCAUCUCAUACAGAAAGGGGUGCAUUUGUGACCUCUUCAUCCCUUCCCUCAUUUCCAUCCACCCUGUCUUGGUCCAAGGACGACACUUCUCAAAAGACCUCUAAGCUGGAAAAGCAAAGCAGCGUACCAGAGAGCGACUAUGACAACGCUUUCAAUGACUCUGAGAUGGAGGAUUCUGGCUUCGCCAGGAGGGGGAGGCUGAGGAGCGGCGGCUGGCUGGGAGAGGGCAGCUCCAUCCCCGAGCUGGAUGACCUGGAGAUGGAGGCGGACCCCACGCUUCCGAGCACGGAGGACGUCAUCCGCAAAACGGAGCAGAUCACCAAGAACAUUCAGGAGCUCCUUCGAGCGGCUCAGGACAACAAACAGGACAGACCGAGCGAGCGCGAGGGGGUCCGACGACUCCGUCACAGCCUGGGAUGCUUCAGCACUCUGGUGCCGUGGGCCGAGAAGGCCCCCUCUCCCCUUCAGCCCCUCAGCCUGCGGUCCCCUGACCCCACCUCCUGCUUUCUCCCCUGCUCAGAAAGGAUCCAUGUGGCUGUAACAGAAAUGGCUGCCCUCUUCCCAAAGAAGCCACGUUCAGAGACGGUGAGAGGCUCUCUGCGCCUGCUGACCGCCAGCGCCUGCCGGCUGCAGAACGAAUGCCGGAAGGCUGUGCCUUUGGACGGCUGCUCGGGGCCGGACGUGCAGCUCGUCACCCAGCAGGUCAUCCAGUGUGCUUACGACAUCGCCAAAGCCGCCAAGCAGCUCGUCACCAUCACAACCAAGGAGAACACUAACUAAACUGCACUUAACAUGCUCCAAAGCCAACAUCUCAGUAUUGUUCCUAUAUUUUCAGUGAUUGUUUUUUUUUAAAAAAAAACAUUAUUUUUAAUGUAUUGUGGUAUAUGCAUGUGUGUUUUUUUUUCUAUUUAUAAACAACAGUGGCUAUAUCUAAAGGCAAGAGUGUCAGGGGGGAGUAAAAUUAAAUGCAAUGUUGCUAUAUCUAGGUAUUGUAGUAGCACAAUUUCUCUUAAGGUAGCAAUUUCCAGCAAGCACAUGUGUAUUACUCUAUUAGUGAGUAAAACAUGUUUACUCAGCUCAAAGUAGCUUAAAAAAGAAGAAGAUGAAAGCACAUUAGACUGCAUGCUGAAAGAGAUCAACAAUAGCUGUCCAAAACCACGUUUGUUGCUAUAUUCAGGGUUCCUACACAUUUCUAUAACUCUGUACUUUUCCAGAUUAAGAUUUCUUGGUCUGAUUUUAACUGUAUACAUUUUUUAAAGUUCAACAUAAAAUUACAGAAGAUAUAAUUCUACUGUGAAAAAUACAAAACAUUUUUUGUCUCAGACUCAUUGCUGGUACAGCUAAGUAGUGAUAAAAAAAAAUAAAAAAUCACGUUGUUAAACGUUAUGCUUCGAAACAAGACCCACAAAAAAAAGAAGGUUAUGGCGGAUAAGCAGAAAUCAAUAUUCAACAGUAUUUACUGCCAUACAGCUCACGCGUGUUUUCUUCAAAGAUGAUCUUUGUAGCCAAAGUGCUGUGACUCAGCCAUUAAUCAUAGUCUGCUUAAAAUGGUGUUUCUGUCAAGAAAGCCGUAUUCUGUGAUCACAUUAAGAGAUUUUCAGACUGGACAUCCAUAUAUAUUAGUGCCUUGCUUCUAUUGGGCAUAUCUCAUAUGGUUUUAUUUAUUUCAGAAAAGUGUGUUUUAAAUUACUGAUCUGCUGUGAAAACCCAUGGAUAUAAUCUGAUUUCAUCAUGUUUCCUUUUUUGAAGAUGUCCCAGGUGUUAUGGUUCUAAAAUAUGCAUUUUUAAAUAUGGAAAACACAGACUUUAAAGAAACCAAACUUCUUUGUUGUUUUUUUCCUGAUACAUUUAUGGUGUCAAACUUCCAGCAAGCACUCCAGUUCCUAAUGUCCAUCUACCGAACGUCAACGUGGAGAUGAAAGCGGUUUCCAAAACAGCCAAGACUAAAAUGAUAAACUCAAGACUUGAUGUGGGAUGUGAAGAAAAACCCGACAUUAUUGUGACUUGAGUCCCAUGGCUGAAGCAUAAUCAGACAUUUUAAUGGAAAAACAAA